Molecule: messenger RNA, 1785 nt
Organism: Rangifer tarandus platyrhynchus (Svalbard reindeer)
Lineage: Eukaryota; Metazoa; Chordata; Mammalia; Artiodactyla; Cervidae
Source: the annotation of a GenBank genome assembly
AUGUGGUGCAUCCUGCGAAGCUGGCGGGGAGGCUGCCUGGGCCCAUGGGGAGCCCUGGGGACGCAGGGCCCCCGGGGCCUCCGCGCUCUGGCCAGCAAGCGCCCGCGGAGCCGGGGCGAAUACAGCCACGUGGUGGUGGGUGCGGGCUCCGCCGGCUGCGUGCUGGCCGGCCGGCUCACGGAGGACCCUGACCAGCGUGUGCUGCUGCUGGAGGCCGGGCCCAAGGACGUGUACGCGGGGAGCAAGCGGCUCCGGUGGAAGAUCCACAUGCCCGCGGCCCUCGUGGCCAACCUGUGCGACGACACGUACAACUGGUGCUACCACACCGAGCCGCAGGCAGGCCUGGACGGCCGCGUGCUGUACUGGCCGCGGGGCCGCGUCUGGGGCGGCUCGUCGUCGCUGAACGCCAUGGUCUACGUGCGCGGGCACGCCGAGGACUACGAGCGCUGGCAGCGCCAGGGCGCCGCGGGCUGGGGCUAUGCGCACUGCCUGCCCUACUUCCGCAGGGCACAGGCGCACGAGCUGGGCGCCGGCAGGUACCGCGGCGGCGACGGGCCCCUGCGCGUGUCCCGGGGCAAGAGCGGCCAUCCGCUGCACCGCGCGUUCCUGGAGGCGGCACAGCAGGCCGGCUACCCCCUCACCGAGGACAUGAACGGCUUCCAGCAAGAGGGCUUCGGCUGGAUGGACAUGACCAUCCACGAAGGCAAGCGCUGGAGCACAGCCUGCGCGUACCUGCACCCAGCACUGAGCCGCCCCAACCUCACAGCCGAGACCCAGACGUUUGUGAGCAGGGUUCUGUUUGAAGGCACCCGUGCAGUGGGUGUGGAGUACAUCAAGAAUGGCCAGAGCCACAGGGCUUAUGCCAGCAAGGAGGUGAUUCUGAGUGGAGGUGCCAUCAACUCUCCGCAGCUGCUCAUGCUGUCGGGCGUGGGCAAUGCCGACGACCUCAGGAAACUGGGCAUCCCGGUGGUGUGCCACCUUCCUGGAGUUGGCCAGAACCUCCAAGACCACCUCGAGAUAUAUAUCCAGCAGGCAUGCACCCGCCCCAUCACCCUCCACUCUGCACAGAAGCCUCUGAGGAAGGCCUGGAUCGGCCUGGAGUGGCUCUGGAAGUUCACAGGGUAUGGAGCCACGGCCCAUCUGGAAACGGGGGGGUUCAUCCGGAGCCAGCCUGGGGUCCCCCAUCCGGACAUCCAGUUCCACUUCCUGCCGUCCCAGGUGAUCGACCAUGGGCGGGUCCCCCCGCAGCAGGAGGCUUACCAGGUGCAUGUGGGGACCAUGCGGGGCACAAGCGUGGGCUGGCUCAAACUGAGAAGUGCCAACCCCCACGACCACCCUGUGAUCCAGCCCAACUACCUGUCAACAGAAACCGACAUUAAAGACUUCCGUCUCUGUGUGAGGCUGACCCGAGAGAUUUUUGCACAGAAAGCCCUGGCACCAUUCCGGGGAAAGGAGCUCCAGCCGGGAAGCCAUGUCCAGUCGGAUGCAGAAAUAGAUGCCUUCGUGCGGGCGAAGGCAGACAGUGCCUACCACCCCUCGUGCACCUGCAAGAUGGGCCAGCCCUCCGACCCCACGGCGGUGGUGGACCCACAGACCAGGGUGCUCGGGGUGGAAAACCUCAGGGUGGUCGACGCCUCCAUCAUGCCCAGCGUGGUCAGUGGCAACCUGAACGCCCCCACCAUCAUGAUCGCAGAGAAGGCAGCCGACAUGAUCCAGGGGCGGCCGGCACUCUGGGACGAGGAUGUCCCGGUCUAUAAGCCCAGGACCCUGGCCACCCAGCGCUGA